Messenger RNA from Alosa sapidissima (American shad), 2460 nucleotides. RefSeq names its product serine peptidase inhibitor, Kunitz type 1 a (gene spint1a). NCBI's taxonomy places the organism in Eukaryota, Metazoa, Chordata, Actinopteri, Clupeiformes, Clupeidae. The transcript is spliced from 11 exons. Bases 230 to 1777 code for a protein of 515 amino acids. The record is from RefSeq and is a predicted model, not a curated record. Gene Ontology annotation, molecular function: serine-type endopeptidase inhibitor activity; protein binding.
GGAUAUCACAGGUAUCCGGACACACCUGUACCUAUACACAAGAGCGUAGUAGUCGCAAUCAGUCGUUUUACCUUGGUUGAUAGACCUUUUAUUUCGAAAUCGGGCAUUUUGGUGGAUUUCAUACACAUUUAGCAGAUGCGAAUCUCCAGAACGCGUGAGACUUGAACAAGUUUGAUUUAAAUGGUCCUCAUCUGAGAAGUAUUUGAUCAAAGAACUGUCUAUAAGAAGGAUGACACUUUCCCGGAUAGAACUCUUGUUCGGCACCGUGGUGUUGCUUCAGGUAUUUACGGGGAGCACAAAGGCCCAAUCAUCCGGUGAACAAUGUCUGACGACGUUCAAGCAAGGGAAGAUAGAUUUUGUCCUGGACACCGAGGAAUCUCUGAAAGAUGGCGCGACAUUCAUCUCAUCUCCGCCUGUGACGGUCGUUAAUGACUGCAUAGUGUCCUGCUGCAAACACCAAUACUGCAACCUGGCUUUGGUGGAGAACGGCGACACAGAAGGAUCAAUCAAGACAUGUUAUCUGUUCAAUUGUUUGUACAAACAGAAGAAGGUUUGUCGAUUUUGGAGGAAGGAAGGAUUCAAUAAUUAUGUUUUAACCUCAGUCUUCGGGAAUUACCUGGAUGAUCCAAAUCCAGAAGAUGAGGAUGACCACCCCCCGAUUGCCAACGGUGGCCAGGACCGAGUCAUCCAGCCUCAAGAAACAGUGACCCUCGAUGGCUUUCAGAGCAAAGACGACAAAAAAAUUGUCAGUUACCAGUGGCGUAUGGUAUCAGGACAACCAUCUGCUGUUAUAGAGAAAACAAACUUUGAGGAUCAAGUGAGUGUGUCCAACCUGUCCUCUGGUGUGUACAAGUUCCAGCUGACAGUCACAGAUUCUAUCGGCCAGUCCGACUCUACUCAAGUCACCGUCCUAGUGCUUACCCUUGAACAGUCCAACCACCACUGCCUAGUGCCCAUGAAGGUGGGCCCCUGUCGAGGCUCAUUCCCCCGCUGGCACUACAACGCUGUCACAGAGAAGUGUGAGGAGUUCCGCUUCGGAGGAUGCAAGGAGAACAGCAACAACUACCUGUCCGACGCUGAGUGUCAGGCCGCAUGCGAUGGAGUAUCAGUUAUGCCAAGCGGGACAGGGACAGGAACAUCAACAGGAAGAAGAGUGCCUGCUCCAGUCCCUACAGUGGAGAUGUGUGGGCAAUCCUGCCAUUCUGAUCAGUUCACAUGCGCUAAUGGCUGCUGCCUGCACCCGGGGCUGGAGUGUGAUGGAGAAAAACAGUGCAGCGAUGGCUCAGAUGAGAACUCUUGCGCAGAGUUGAAGGAUCACCUCACAAGGCUUCUCGACAUCAAAGUGAAUGAGGGGAAAGCGCGUUGCACUGAGCCCCCGGUCACUGGACCCUGUAGGGCUAGCUUCAGCAAGUGGUUCUACGACCCUUAUAGCCAGUCCUGCUCUCGCUUCAACUACGGUGGCUGUAGUGGAAACGACAACCAGUUUGAAAAAGAGGAGGUCUGCUUGAAAGCCUGUCAAGGAGUAACUGACAGGGAUGUGUUUGAACGAAAGGGGCAAUUCCAACCCCUGGAAGGUGACAGUGAUAAAGGCCCCAUGAUUAUCGCUGUCCUGCUGGGUGUGGCCAUCCUGGUCCUGCUGAUCGUGUUGGGCUACUGCUUCCUGAAGGGCAAGAAGAAGAACCAGUCACACCACCAGCGAGUGGGGGUCAACGGUACACAUGGCACUGCUGAGUACACCGAGAAGCUUGUCUACAACAGCACCACCAAGCCCAUCUGAUGGGGUUGGUCAACACCAGCACCACUACCUGAUGACCUACCUGAUGCCACCACUGCCUUUCAAUUUCCCUCUCUUACGUGUGUGGACAUUAGGAAGGCUAGGAGGUAGCUUUCUGUACACAAACUCUGGCUAUAUAUAUGUAAGUGUUUUUUAGCAGGUUUGUCCACAGUGUGUCCCGGUGCUUUGGAUUGUUGGUGAAGGGACAGUGGGUACAACCGAAACUGUGAGGCUUUUUUUUAAUUUUUUUUUAUUUUUUUUAAUUUUUUUUUUUUUAGAAGUGGUCUGAUUUGUUAUGCUAUAACAAAUGUGCUAUGUGAAUAUUUUUAGGGUUAACAUGAACUUUAUUUCCUACCAAAUAUAAGCAUACCGGUAAUUAUUUUAAGUGAAGUGAGCAAUCUUAAGAAGCUUCAUGAUUCCUUAUUUUCACAAGAAAUGUUUUUAAUAGUCAUGUCUGUAUGUUUAAUCAGGUUGUUGUACAGCAACUCUGUUCUCAGGGUACCAGUGGUCUGUGGUUAAAUGAUAUACAUGGCUAUGGUGUUACUUUUAAAGCCCCUUCACACCUAUAAAAAAUAUUCGCCACUGUAUCGACAGCUGUCUAGUUCUUGCAUAACAAAUGUAUCUCUUUCUGACAGAAGAGAUUUUUGUACAUAAAUACAAAUGUUGUGUAGUACAGUAAUGCUAUA